UCCGUCAGCAUAAAUACCGAAUAUCAUGAGCGAAGAGCUAUCAGUUACAGUCGAUUGAACUAUCCAGAACGACCAAGAUUUUCAAAACAUACAAAUAAAAUGGCCGCCAAGAUGAUCAUUUUCGCCGCCUGCGUGGCCACUACACUCGCUCAAUACGCCGCCCCGGCUUACCCGUCUCAAGGAUACGCCGCACCCGCUUACGCCGCACCAAAGGCUUACGCUCCGGAACCCGCUUACGCUCCAGCCCCGUACAGCUUCGAGUAUGCCGUAAACGACCCACACACCUACGACAUCCACAGCCAACAAGAAUCCAGUGACGGAUACGGCAACGUAAAGGGAUCCUACAGCCUCGUCGAAGCCGACGGUUCCACCCGUAUCGUCGAAUACACCGCUGACUCUUACGGUUUCAACGCUGACGUUAAG
Sipha flava (yellow sugarcane aphid) is the source of this 423-nucleotide messenger RNA. RefSeq names its product cuticle protein 19-like. The record is from RefSeq and is a predicted model, not a curated record. The transcript is spliced from 2 exons. NCBI's taxonomy places the organism in Eukaryota, Metazoa, Arthropoda, Insecta, Hemiptera, Aphididae. The annotation marks the transcript as partial. Gene Ontology annotation, cellular component: extracellular matrix.